AUGAAGGGGUUGGCCUGUCCCUGCCCUGCCCUGCCCCACUUCUGGCAGCUCGGGGCUCCAUUCAUGGCUGAGAGCUCUGGGACUCAGGCCCCUGGCCAAGGGCCCUCUGUCAGCAUCCAGUUUCUUCGAGCCCAGUAUGAAGGCCUGAGGAGGCAGCAGAGGACCCAGGCCCACCUCCUGGUGCUCCCCAAAGGAGGGAGCCCUUCUCCUGCGGAAUCCAUGAUCAGUGCUGUGUGGAUUAACAAGGAGAGAAGGAGCUCACUGCCCCCGGAAGAGCCUGAGCUGGGGCUGGAAGGGAAGCCAGAAGAAACUGAGGGAAGUGGUCUUCAGGCACCUGAGUCACUGUGGCACACACAUCUAGAGAUGCAUCGUGUGGUCCAAACCUGCCACCAGGAAGCUAGUCAUCAGUUCAUGGCAAAUGAUCAACUUGCAGCAUCUAAUCAAAGCCUCCCUUCUAAGGGAGACCCACACUGGUGCGAAAAUAAUCAGAAGACCCAGCCCGAGGCAGCUCAGUGUCAAUGUCAUGUGGUUACUACCCAAACAAAGGCAAUGGAAUCCACCUUAACAACCAGUAUCCAGUACCCACCUUUUACAAUGAACUCCCACAGGUCUGGCAAACCAGCUCACUACCCAUUUCCUCAGAGGAAAACACCCCGAAUCUCCCAGGCUGCCCGAAACUUGGGCUUAUAUGGCCCUGUCUAA
This is a messenger RNA of Dipodomys ordii (Ord's kangaroo rat), 702 nucleotides long. Its product is annotated as chromosome unknown open reading frame, human C9orf152. Lineage: Eukaryota; Metazoa; Chordata; Mammalia; Rodentia; Heteromyidae. The record is from RefSeq and is a predicted model, not a curated record. The coding region runs from base 1 to 702 and encodes 233 amino acids. The transcript has 2 exons.